Messenger RNA from Triplophysa dalaica, 945 nucleotides. RefSeq names its product relaxin family peptide receptor 3.3a3 (gene rxfp3.3a3). Gene Ontology annotation, biological process: immune response; G protein-coupled receptor signaling pathway. Gene Ontology annotation, cellular component: membrane. Lineage: Eukaryota; Metazoa; Chordata; Actinopteri; Cypriniformes; Nemacheilidae. The record is from RefSeq and is a predicted model, not a curated record. Gene Ontology annotation, molecular function: G protein-coupled receptor activity.
AUGGGUGACAGUUUCAACAUCUCCGGGGAUGUUCAACACUCACAGGGUUAUGUCACGUUUGGAAAUGACAUUGAUGUAACUGCGGACUGGACCUCUGUCCCCCUUAGAAUCAUGAUCUCCAUGGGGGACAGUCUUGUUUGCGUAACAGGGUUAAUUGGAAACGUCCUCGUCCUCUUUAUCAUGAGAGUUAAAGAACCCAAACAGAGCGCAUCUAUUAAUUUCUUUAUUGUUUAUUUAGCCAUUACAGACAUUCAGUUUGUUGUAACUUUGCCUUUCCGGGCUCUGAAUUCCGGGCCGUUUGGAGACGCCAUGUGCAAAUGUACAGUGAUGAUCAUGUACGCCAGCGUGUUUUUCCUCAAUGCUAUGAACAAAACCCGACACUGCUCCGUGACUUCGGCGACUAGGAACCGGGUCCGUCUACCUCAUGCGUGCUGUGUCAAAUGGGUAUGCGCGUUAGUAUGGAUCGUUCCAACAUAUAUUUUCUACUGCUUACCCAAGUUUCCUGCUGGACACUACUGGCUGGCUUUUUAUCAUAAUAUCCUGGUUGCUUUUGUUUUUCCUAUGUGGAAUCUUUCGGUGUCCUGUGUGAUGCUUUAGAGAAUAUUGCGAAAGAGAAGUAUGAAAAGUAGUCAUCAAAAGCGAAGGAUUCGUGUCACCAAAUCCCUCACAGGUGUCUUCCUCUCCUUCUCUCUGUGCUGGAUGCCGAACCAUGCAAUAACAUUUUGGGGUGUGUUGGUCAAACUUAGCGUCAUUUACUUGGAUGAGACAUAUUGGUUUAUCUAUACAUAUGUAUUCACCGUGACUGUUUGUUUGGCGCAUACUAAUAGUUGCUUAAAUCAGUCUAUAUGGGCUCCAGGCGUUUAUUAUGGCAACCACCUGACAGGGGCGCCAAAAAAGUUCGACACAGUAGAAACGCAGCGCGGCGCCUUCACCCUGCGUGAAUGA